AUGGCUGGACAAGAAGCUCAUGUUUACAAAUAUGCGGAUCGAUCACAAUUAUUCUAUCAAUGUCAAAUUAGCAUAACAAUUAAGGAACCAAAUAGUGAAUGUCAACGACCACAAUGUACAGAACCACAAGGUUUUGGUGCAAUUAAAACACGCAAUGGUGUUGCAGCUGCAUCACGACAAGCUGCUGCAUUUAGGGUAUUGAAAAAGCGUGAUGUAAGAGAUGAAAAUAUUGUCGAUGUACGCACCGAUCUUAAUACAUUAGAUAUAAAUGAGGAGUUUGGUUCAUUACCGAAUGCAUUACGUCAUCGAUCAUUAUCAUCGUUAUCAGAACAUGAAAAUGGUCAUCCAGUAAUUGUUGCAACAAUGAAUCAAGGUAUUUGCAUGUCGGUAACCGGUUUUACAUUUGCCGGUAUGCUUACAUUUAUCAUUUUUGCUAUUGCUACAAUUGUUGCUGUCACAUUAUUACGAUCAAAUUCUACUAAAGCAUAA
Molecule: messenger RNA, 489 nt
Organism: Loa loa (African eye worm)
Lineage: Eukaryota; Metazoa; Nematoda; Chromadorea; Rhabditida; Onchocercidae
Product: cuticlin 1
Exons: 2
Coding region: 1-489 (162 amino acids)
Source: RefSeq, a predicted model, not a curated record